GCGGGCAGCGGAGCAGUAAAGAUGGCCGCGCGCGGGUCUCCGCCCUCCGCUCCCGGCUGAGGCGCUUGGCGGCGGCUGCGGCGGCGGCCCGCAGCAGCGACGGCGAUGGCGGAGAUGGAGCGCCUGGGCGGGAAGCGGGCCGAGUCGGCGCGGGCACGGCGGGCCGAGCAGCUGCGGCGCUGGCGGGGCUCGCUGACGGAGCAGGAGCCCGCCGACCGGCCGGGCGCGGAGCUGCCGCCGCAGGCUCAGCGCGGGGGCCCGCGGGUCCGCUUCGAGGACGGCGCCGUGUUCCUGGCCGCCUGCUCUAGCGGGGACACCGACGAGGUGAGGCGGCUCCUGGCCCGGGGCGCCGACGUGGACACGGCCAACGUGGACGGCCUGACCGCCCUGCACCAGGCUUGUAUUGAUGAAAAUGUGGACAUGGUGAAGUUUCUGGUGGAGAACGGAGCCAGUGUGAACCAGCAGGACAGCGAGGGCUGGACGCCCCUCCACGCAGCAGCGUCCUGUGGCCACCUCAACAUCGCGGAGUAUUUCAUUAGCCACGGAGCCAGCGUGGGUGUUGUGAACAGUGAGGGGGAAGCCCCCUCUGACCUCGCAGAAGAGCCUGCCGUGAAGGACCUUCUUCUGCAGCAAGUGAAGAAGCAAGGGGUCGAUCUCGAGCAGUCGAGGAAGGCAGAGGAACAGCAGAUGCUGCAGGACGCCCGCCAGUGGCUCAACAGCGGGAAGAUACAGGAUGUGAGGCAGGCGCGCUCAGGGGCCACUGCCCUCCACGUGGCUGCCGCCAAGGGCUACUCUGAGGUCCUCAGACUUUUGACUCAGGCUGGCUAUGAGCUCAAUGUCCAGGACCGCGACGGCUGGACCCCGCUCCAUGCCGCCGCACACUGGGGGGUGAAGGAGGCGUGCUCCAUCCUGGCAGAAGCCCUCUGUGACAUGGACGUCAGGAGCAAACUGGGCCAGACGCCGUUUGAUGUGGCUGACGAGGGCCUCGUGGAGCACCUGGAGAUGCUGCAGAAGAAGCAGAGCGUGCUUCGAAGUGAAAAAGAGACACGGAAUAAGCUCAUUGAGUCGGAUCUGAACAGCAAGUUGCACGGUAGACUCUUUAAGAACAAAGAGAAGAUGCUCUAUGAGGAGGAGGCACCGAAGCCCCAAGAAAUGGAGGAUGAAAACAAAGAAUCCAGCAGCUCCAGCUCAGACGAGGACGAAGGUGAAGAUGAGGCUUCUGAGUCAGAAACCGAGAAGGAGGCGGGUGAUGCCGAGACCCUCUGUCUGCAGAGCACGGGGGGUCACUGCUUGUCACAAGAUAAAAAGCCGGGAGCCAUCGUCAACCGUUCCAACUCUGAAAGCAAGAGUAGUGCCGCAGAGCAGACACCAGCACCAGCGCAGAUCAUCUCCUCCACCUCUUCAGCCAGGAGAUUCUCCGGCCUUUUCAACAAGCCGGAAGAGCCCAGAGAUGAGUCUCCGUCUUCGUGGAGGCUGGGCCUCAGGAAGACCGGCAGCCAGAACGUGCUGGGCGAGGCGGCCAGGUCCAGGGAGGCCCUGCGGGACCGGGGCGCGUCCAUCCACCGCUCGGCCUCCAGCCCCCGCAUCUCCACUGUGCUGGACACCAGAGAAAAGGAGCGAGAAAGCAGAAGCUCUUUCAGCGCACUGGGGCCGCGGAGGCUGAGCGCCGCCAGCGACCUGGAGGAGAAGGAGAACAGAGAGUCGGCUGCUCACCUGGUGCGGAGUGGCCCCCCCGCCCGCCAGCUGCGGAGGGACGGAGCGGAGGGGAGCGAAUCUCUGCAGAUGGCCGCCCCUUCCACCUACGUGACAACCUACCUGAAAAGGCCUCCUUACAAGUCCCAGGCUGACUCCGCAGCGGAGAGAACGGUAGACGGUGUCUCUUGCGGCACCCCGCUCUGUGUGAUCACAAAUCGCCCCCCACCUAGCACUGCCAAUGGGGUUACAGCUGCCGCUCUGCUCUCCAUUCCUGGAACGGACUCCUCUGUGGAAGCCAGGGAGAGGAGGAGGUCGUAUCUGACUCCUGUACGGGACGAGGAAGCAGAGUCAUUACGGAAAGCACGCUCCAGACAAGCUCGGCAGACUCGCAGGUCUACCCAAGGUGUAACCCUGACGGAUCUCCAGGAAGCAGAAAGGACGUUCAGCCGGUCGAGGGCAGAGCGUCAGGCUCAGGAACAGCCCAGCCCGAAGCCCGUGGGCCCCAGAGGGCUCGACGGCAGCGCCCAGAAGCAUGAGCCCCUGGCAGCCCCUGCAGAGGAAGCUGGGGAGAGCCGCCAGCCCUGGGACCGGAGUCUGGAGGAUCAGCCUGUGUAUCGUCGCCUGAGGAUUCCGGCUCAGCCAGACAAACCCAUGACACCAGUGUCACCUCCUGCCCCGAGACCCUCCCUCUACACCAGUUCCUACCUGCUCCGGACGGGUAGGUCUUCAGCCCCUGAUUCAGAGAGUUCAGAGCCCCCCGCCAGCCCUGCAGGGGCAAAGGAAAUGGACAAAAACGAGGGCGAAGAAGCAGAUUUGGGUGAUCAGUCAUCUAACAGGCUGUCCAUUCGUGAGAGGAGGCGGCCCAAGGAGCGACGAAGAGGCACAGGCAUCAGCUUCUGGACGAAGGAUGAAGAUGAAACUGAUGUCUCGGAAGAGGUGAAAGCAGCGUGGCAUGAACGACUUUCUAGGUUGGAAUUGGGAGGCAGUGACGCCAGCAGCGAGCGGGCCUCAGCCAGAGCCCGCCGGGAGGCCCGCGAGGCCCGCCUGGCCACCCUGAGCAGCCGCGCGGGGGAAGACAGCAGCAGGGACUACAGAAAGCUCUACGAGAGCGCCCUGACCGAAAACCAGAAACUGAAGACAAAACUUCAGGAGGCCCAGCUCGAGCUGGCAGAUGUGAAAUCCAAGCUUGAGAAGAUGGCCCAGCAGAAACAAGACAAGACCGCCGACCGGUCGUCAGUGCUGGAGAUGGAGAAGCGGGAGAGGCGAGCCUUGGAGCGGAAGAUGUCGGAGAUGGAGGAGGAGAUGAAGGUCCUGACAGAACUGAAAUCCGACAACCAGAGGCUGAAGGAUGAGAACGGCGCCCUCAUCAGGGUCAUCAGCAAGCUGUCCAAGUAGGCCAGGCGCUGGCUUCCCGGGACGGCGCUGGCCCCGCCUCUCCCCCGCCGGCGCCCACCGGCCAAGAGGAGCCACGAGGACCUUUCUCUGGCCGUCAUCCAGUUGCCGCCUCUGCACCCUCUGUGUCCCCUCCUCCGGCCCCCGCCGCUGGGGUUCAGACAGUUUCCAUCGAAGCACGACUGCGAUCCCUCAACCGAUAGAGCCAUCUGGUGGAGGCCUGGGGGUCGCCAGGCCAGCCGUGGACCCGGCCUCCGGUUGCCGGGCCACCGGUCCACGUAGCACUUGGUCCAGGCCCCAGCCCUGCUGCCACCGCCAUGCGCUCUGAUGUGGGACACACAUGGGGAGGCCUCUGGAGCUGCCGCCACUAGAUCCAAGUUGACAGUGACUCCACGUCGGGGCCUCUGCUUGUCCUUGCCUCUCAGGAACUGACUUUUCCCUAACUCCCGCUGGUGGUGGUGGAAUUUUUUCUACCAGCAACCUAGUGGCACCUGACUGGUCUUAACGCCCGUUCCCUCCGUGUCUGGCCCUCUCCCCAGGGCUCAGGUGACCGGGCUUGCCUCUUCUCUUUCUGUCCUUUUACUUUCCUUCCUCCGUCCGCCCCGCGGCGCGUACCCCGGGAGGUGGGCGCUGGGACAGAGCACCGACCCCAGCGGUGUGCCCGGGCAGUGGUACCGCUGGCCUCUCCCCGGCCAGGCCGGGCUCAGCUCCCCACCGUCCUCCCCACGCAGCAUUUCUCUGCUAGAACACCCGCCUGCCCCACCUCCCUUUGACCUGGUCUCCUCUCCUGAAGAGAAGUGACGCCGCUGUGAGGAGGCGUGGGGGCGUCUGAGGCCCCCCCCUCAUGCCUUGUGCUGUGAGCGUGGUGGGCUUGAUGGCAUCUGGGGCGUGUCCAGGGGAGAGACGAUUAUUUGCUCGGAAGCCAGCGGGAGGAACGAGUCUGGACUCGGAGUGGCGAGACCCGGUGGCCAAGGCUGUGUCCCAGGGACCCCACCCUGCUGUCAGGGAGCCUCUGGCGGCUGCGCCUUGAUCGCUCGAAAGCUGGGCGGCUUGGAUGAGAGUUGAGGUCUUCCUGAGGGUCCCCCUGUAACGUGACAGCCCUGCCAUACCUGCGGCUGGGGACCCCCAAGGUGCUGACGCUCCCCUGGGCCUGGAAGUCGGUCCCCACGCGCUCUGCUUUUCCCACCUGCCCUGUCUUGGCUAUCCUUCUCUGGACGAAAACCUGGACAGGUGGCUCCCUUGGUUCAGCACAGAAUUAGGUCAUGAGUUCUUGAUGAUGCCCCAGUAUUAACACUUAAGUGUUUGCUUUUUGUAGGCGCUUUAUCCCUCGGCUGGUUUGAGUGUGCAGGUCGUUUUGGGGUUGCCGGAGACAUUUAGUGUGUAGCGGUCCGUUCUCAACAUACGCUACCUCUGUCUAGUUUCUCUUUCUUUCCAGCCCCUUCCAUGGCCCUCAGAAACGUCACAUGCUCUUUAACCCAGAGCCAUGAUCAAGGUCCCAGUUCGGGAUAGGAAUUUGUCUCCUGGGGCAAAACGCCUUUCUCAGAGUGUGCAAAAUCUUCCAUGUCCGGCCAUUUCCUGCGAGGAGCAACGCCUGGGCACGGGUGAUUUGUGUCGUCGGGGCCGGGGGGGUUGCGUGGGGGGGAUGCUGAGAGCGAAGUUUCAUAUCUUCCACUGUAGCGUUUCCUUUGUUCUGGGGGAGGGGAGCGGGCACGAGGCCUUGGCCUUGACCCUGACUCUCCGGCACACCCUGGGUGCUGGGCCAGGACUGGAAAAGGAAACUGAAUUAUUAGGACGUCACCUGGACUCUCUUGCAUCAGGCAGACCAGGCAGAGGGGCCACAGCAUGCCCUCCGCUCCGUCUGUGCCUUUCGGGGGCGCGGGCGGCUCUCGGAACCCGGUCGGGCUGUGUCCCGCGCCUCCCUCCAGCCCUUCUGUGUCAGGCCUCUCCACUCAGGAAGCCAGGCUCUGUGGCUAGAGCCCGUGGUGUGGACCAGCCCGUGAUCUCAGGCGCUCUCUCUCUUAUGCAACUAAGUCUGUGAGACAGACUCUGAAUCUGGUCUCUUUCCAGGCUGUGCUGGUCCGCGAGGUGAUGGUCAGGGGCCCCCUCGCUACCUCUGGGGUUGCGCCCUGUCACCGCGGUGCCUGGAUGGGUGGUCAGCGCUGGGGGGAGGGCCUCGUCGGCCUUGGCCAGCGGUUUUCUGGACAGGUCGCACCUCUGGGAGUGACAACCAGCCUCUGAGAGUCUGAGUCUCUGGCUGAAGCCUCACUGCUUCUCCCCCUCGUGCCUGAGGCCCCAGGUUGGGCCUUGGAAGGGUCUGAAGGAAGGAUGAGCCCUGGCCUGUCUCCUCGGCCCACUUGCAGGGCGUCAGCUCCUCUGCUUCCCUGCCCUGAGCAAAUCGUGUGCAUGUUAGCGCCACCCGGGGCAAACGGCAGCUGGAAUCCCACUUCCAAGCCCGUGGACCCCACCAAGGUGUGUGUGAACUACCAGCGUGGAGGGGAGCAGCUCAUCUCCGUCUCCAGGUUUCUGGCCCUGGAGCAGGCCUCUCCCACCCAGACGGACACAGACAGAGGGGCUUCCCAGCUUCCAGGCCACCGUGUGGCUCCGAAGGGAAAACCUCGGGGACUCAGCAGCUGGGCCGGUAGGGAGUGGGCCCCUGGUUCCAUCCACUGGGUGAGCGCUGGCGUCCUGGCCUCCAGCACCACCCCUGACUCUGGACAUGGCGGCCAGCGGUCAUAGGUGGUCCUGCCCCUGUCGGGGCCCAGUUACAAGUACAGAGCGUGGUCCCCAUUACUGGGUUUGAAGGCAGGUUUCAGCACCUCGGAGGGUGUGUCUCCUGACCUUGUAGGAAGGCAGCUGUGGCGGCAGAACGAGGCCGCUGAAAGGACCGGGCAUCGGGGCCCGGGGCCAGCGCCUGUCCUGACCAGCCGUGCGGCCGUCUGUGAAAGGGGGCUGGGUCGGUGGUCCUCAGGACCCCUUCUUGGCUUGAGAGUCUGUGAUUUGUUGAUUCCUAGGGAGACCAGAACAUUUCUCACUCAGAGUUUUUGCUCUAACUUCAAAAAUUCUUCUCAUUCAGAUGGUUUAAGAGUGUGUCAAGGUGGGAAAGUGAAUUCAGUCUGGAGGGUAGUGGCCGUCCCUCCUGAUGGCCUGGUGAGAAUGUGCAAACCCGCGGGGGUGGAAACACGGCCUCUGGAUGAGUGGUUCUCACGGGAGGGGCCCGGCUCCUGGCGUCCAGACAGCAGACCCGCUGUGUUUCUCCCCACCGGCCACUCAGUCUCAGCUCUGCCUUAAGCACCAGAGGGCCUUCCUCGAGGAAACCCCAGCCUUUAGUUUUGUGGGGCCAUCAGAUCUGGACCUGGGCUGUCGCAAGCCGAGGUCCCUCCCCUGAGCAGGGCUGCAGGGAGUUUACACCAAAGGCUGCAGGACCGAGCAGCCCCCGGGGAGGAGGGGGAGGGCCAGGGUCUGGGGCCAGCAUCCCUCAGCCUCCAAACAAGCCGAAGCUUUGUUCGGCCCCCCGGAUGGGUAUGUAGACUGUGUCAAGGAUGGCCAUUGAUCGCUUGUGCUCUGAUUAGAUUGGGCAGUAGAUCAGCUUCACUGCGGCCCCGGGAACCGUCAUUGUCACAGCUGCUUGGGAGUGAGGUGGGCUCGGGAGAAUCUGGACCGGCUGGUGGCCGCGUAGCAGGCGAUGCAGCCCCUCCUGUGAGGGUCGUGGUCGGACGUCAGGUUGAGGAGGGGUCCUGGGAGCCCCUCCUUGGGAAGUACAUCUAGAGACAGACACGGCUGAGGGUUGGCCUGAUGCUGCCUUAGGAGGUUUCGAGCUUUGGGGAUCACUCUUGCUUCUAAGCCUGUGUGCACACGCGUGUUUGCUACAUGGAGAUUUCAAAAUGCAAUCUCAUCACCCAGUUUCAUCCAAGUGUGUUACUCUGUUAACUCAUAUCUUUUGCUUCCCCCCUCCAUUCCCCAGAGGGCUUCUCUCUGAGCUUCUUCUCCAAUUAAUCUGUUUAUCAUUUCAGACUGGGAAUCUGCCAGAGUGACCUUUUCUGUUACUUCUCCAGAUUUUCCCCUAAUGCUCCCAGUAAACUUUUCCUGGGUGGCCCUUUAAGGUGACCUCACGAUGCUCCUGUCUUUGCAAAAUAAACACACCUUUCACCCUCCCGCCUACUCUCAUCUUCCUCCCCAUUAAUUUUUUGCUUUUCUCACUUGGAGCUGGUGGUGCUUUAGAGGAGAGAUUGUCCACGAAUCAGCCCCGACUCCUCUGGUUGCAAAGCUGACUGGCUGUGCCACUUCCCCCUCGAAGGCGAGGUUUGGCCCUAGCCUGGGCGGGGCCCAUGGGCAGCCUGGCCUCGUCUGCACAGCUAGAGACUGAGUGAGUCCUCAGGAGGGCACGGGGCAGUGUCGGUGCGUCUGGAACAGUGGCUCAUCUGCUGUUGCCUUGCAGGAGCGGGUUCAGGAAAGGCAGGGGCCCGGGGGCCUCGUUGAAGCCUCGAUGGUCUCACAGAAGCAGGAGUCGGGGUGGGGGCAGGUCCUGGACGUGGGGUGCUAGGCUGGCCUCUGAGCCUGACCUGCGUCUUCUCUCCAUACCGUGCUCUUCUGGGGAGGGGGCUCGGAGGGAAAUACGAGGGGCUCAAGCCAAGACAGCAGGAGGUGGGCCGCAGGGGUGGGGGUUCCCUUGCACCCCUGAAAGGCUGGGGCUGCUGUCAGGCUGGCCCCCGGGUGGGGGAGGGCGAGACUGUCCCCAUGUCCCGCCAUGGGGGACUCUGACUCAGGCUGCAGCGCCGUGGUCCCCCCCUCGUCCCCCUCCGUUCCCUCUGCCUCUGUCUUGAUCGGUGGAAAGAGCUGUGAGACCCUCCCUGGGGUCUCCACACCCCCAUUCCAGGGGUAGCAUUUUGUCUUUGUUCACCUUACCCCCACCUGACUUCCCCUCCAAGAAAGCACCAGAGGGACCGUUUUAAGUCGGCUCCGUUGUAAAUACACGUGGUGGGGAUAGGGGUUUAGGGAGGGACCCAGAUGCGCUUUGUGAGUUGAAUGUAUUUUUAUGCAAUUCUGAGUGGCCUUUCAACUCUGAGAUGAAUGAUUUUGUUUUACUGGUUAUUAUAUAGUAUUAUUAAGUAAGUAUUCUGUGUUUGAAAGUUUGGGAAUAAUAAUAUCCACAUCUACAUGAUGCCUGUAAACACAACAGUAUUUAUAAAUAAGUAAAUUGUGUUUUAACUUCG
Messenger RNA from Delphinapterus leucas (beluga whale), 8297 nucleotides. RefSeq names its product protein phosphatase 1 regulatory subunit 12B (gene PPP1R12B). Gene Ontology annotation, cellular component: Z disc; A band; cytoplasm. Gene Ontology annotation, biological process: signal transduction. The record is from RefSeq and is a predicted model, not a curated record. NCBI's taxonomy places the organism in Eukaryota, Metazoa, Chordata, Mammalia, Artiodactyla, Monodontidae. Gene Ontology annotation, molecular function: protein kinase binding; enzyme inhibitor activity; phosphatase regulator activity.